AUGAAAAGCAGUGGUGGGGCAGGUGAUAUAGAUCCACAGGAACUUCGUGGUUAUCGUCGACUGAACGGUUACCAGUUGUUUGUUAUGGUCAAUAAGAAAAAACACGAAUCGGCGCUGACCACAAAUGUGGGUGAUGAUGCCGUGGACCCGGUCGAUACACAGCGUGAUUUACACCGGAAAUGGCAGGCCAUUUGGUUCACUCUUCCGGAGAAGACACGUAAGGAAUGGAAGACGAAGGCUAGGCGUUUGAUGAAGCAAACAGGUCAAAUGCAUCACUCGGGUUCACAAUCCUCCCACGGGGGUAGGCGAUCCGGCUGGUCCAAAGACCGUUUCAAGGCAGAGAUACGGAAGAUAGAAAAUCAACUGGCCCGUUCUGAUUCUGUCUCCACUACACUCUCCGAAUAUGCGGCAUACUUCCAGUUGCUUUCUGAUUCUUUUGCAACGGCUGCUCGCAACCUCAACACUUAUGACGGGUUCACAUUUUACGGUCCAUGGAGUUUACACUGCAAUCGCCGUAAUAACCGCAUUAGCACUAGGCCAAUUGAACUGUUCACCAAAAUAAUUUGCCCAGCGAUCAAUUCGUUCUUUAUUGUGGAUGCUCUGCCCAGUUUUAUCGCCAAUGUUCUCACUGACCGGUAUUCGACUACCUCCUGUGCUUUGUAUCAUGGGAACAGUCUGACUAUUCCCUGA
Molecule: messenger RNA, 690 nt
Organism: Echinostoma caproni
Lineage: Eukaryota; Metazoa; Platyhelminthes; Trematoda; Plagiorchiida; Echinostomatidae
Source: the annotation of a GenBank genome assembly